GUCCCCGUGCCCUGGAACUUUCAGCCUUCACAGAGACCGACUUCAGGUCCGCCACUAUCCCAGGAUUCCCGACUCCCAGUUUCCUGCCCUCCCCUCCCAGCUCCCGGCGUCUGAGGGAGCGGCAAGAUGGCGGACGGUGACGGCCUGGGUGAAGCCGCGACUACUGCGGCCUCUUCUCCUGUACCUACUCCCGGCCUGAGCCCGCCGCUGGGCUGGAGGGAGCGGCUGCGGGCAGGGCUGGCAGGGACUGGGGCCUCGCUGUGGUUCGUGGCGGGGCUGGGGCUGCUUUAUGCUCUGAGAGUCCCGCUGAGGCUGUGUGAGAAUUUGGCAGCGGUGACAGUAUUUUUAAAUUCAUUGACACCCAAAUUCUAUGUGGCCCUUACAGGGACAUCUUCUUUGAUAUCAGGACUAAUAUUUGUAUUUGAAUGGUGGUACUUCCAUAAGCAUGGCACAUCUUUUAUUGAGCAAGUAUCUGUAAGCCAUUUGCGACCACUGAUGGGAGGAACAGAAAGCAUUUCAGAGCCAGGUUCUCCUUCCAGGAACAGAGAGAGUGAAACUAGCAGACACAAUUUGUCAGAAUGCAAGGUAUGGAGAAACCCUCUAAAUCUUUUCAGAGGAGCAGAAUAUAGGAGAUACACUUGGGUGACUGGUAAAGAGCCACUUACAUACUAUGACAUGAAUUUGUCAGCUCAGGACCAUCAGACCUUUUUCACCUGUGACACGGACUUUUUACGUCCUUCAGACACAGUUAUGCAGAAGGCAUGGAGGGAAAGAAAUCCUCCAGCUCGAAUCAAAGCAGCCUAUCAAGCUUUAGAAUUAAACAAUGACUGUGCCACUGCAUAUGUUCUACUGGCUGAGGAAGAAGCAACAACUAUUGUAGAUGCCGAAAGGUUAUUUAAACAGGCACUCAAGGCAGGAGAAACAAUUUAUAGGCGGUCACAGCAGUGCCAGCACCAAAGUCCUCAGCAUGAAGCUCAACUGAGGAGAGAUACCAACGUACUGGUAUAUAUUAAAAGAAGAUUGGCAAUGUGUGCAAGAAAAUUAGGAAGAAUAAGAGAGGCAGUAAAAAUAAUGAGAGAUUUGAUGAAAGAAUUUCCUCCUCUUACCAUGUUGAACAUCCAUGAAAAUCUCCUAGAAUCACUUUUAGAAUUACAAGCCUAUGCAGAUGUUCAGGCAGUCCUAGCAAAAUAUGAUGAUAUAAGCCUUCCAAAGUCAGCAGCAAUCUGUUAUACAGCAGCACUAUUGAAGACAAGAACUGUUUCAGAUAAAUUCUCUCCAGAAACAGCCUCCAGAAGAGGGUUAAGCACAGCAGAAAUUAAUGCUGUGGAAGCAAUUCACAGAGCUGUGGAAUUUAAUCCGCAUGUUCCAAAAUAUUUACUAGAGAUGAAAAGUCUAAUUUUACCUCCAGAACACAUUCUGAAACGGGGUGAUAGUGAAGCAAUUGCCUAUGCUUUCUUUCAUCUUCAGCACUGGAAGCGAAUAGAAGGUGCUCUUAAUCUGUUACAGUGUACAUGGGAAGGCACUUUUAGAAUGAUUCCAUACCCAUUAGAGAAAGGCCAUCUAUUCUACCCUUAUCCCAGCUGCACAGAGACCGCUGAUAGAGAGCUAUUACCUACCUUUCAUCAUGUUUCUGUUUACCCAAAGAAGGAGCUUCCUUUUUUCAUCCAUUUCACAGCAGGACUGUGCUCUUCUACAGCAAUGAUAGCUCUUCUCACACACCAGUUUCCUGAAAUCAUGGGUGUUUUUGCUAAAGCUUUCUAAGGAUUUGCUGAACUUUAAAUUCAAGAGAACAACUAGGAUGGAGAAUAGGUAGGUAAGAUGAGAAAUAUGGGACAUUUGCCCUGGGUACAGAAUGUGCCUCUUUACUCAAAGGUUCUCCCUGUUAUUGUAUCUGCAUGUUCUUAUUGACCUUCCCCAACAUUGGGUUUAGAACCAUAUAUAGAGCUUUAUUUUCAUUUUUACCCUUUAGUUUUGAAGUGCUUCCCCAUUUCUUGACCCAGGUCCAGAAAGUACUUGAGGAUUGAUAUUAGAGAGGGUAUCCCAUGAUUAUUUACUCUUCUACAUAAACAUAAUUAAUGUCACUGGCUUAAAGGGAAAUUACCAAAGAUAAGUCCUUUUAAGUCUCCAAGCCUUUUAAAAAAACGUGUCUUUCUUGUAUGUCUUCGCAUUUUCACCAGAUCAUAAGAGUUCAAACCCAAAAAGAAAAUGCUGAUGCAUUAUAUUCCCAAAUAGAAAAGCACUGAUUACUGUAGACACACUAGCCCUUACUUGGUAAUGUAAUUUCUAUGUUUGUCUCUAUAUGCCUCCAUUCUAACUCCCUGUUUCCUCACAGUUUCUUUUCUUGCCUUAAGAAUAGUUUAUUUUGUGCCUUAACGAUUAGUUGGUUUUCUUCUGGCACCAGUAGUAAUAGCACUGGUUUCCCUUUUUCCCUGAAGGUCAACUGUAUAAUGUGUUAAGUUGCCACUGGCUGUAGGCCUAGGAGUCUGAAACUGCACUUGAUUCUGGUCAAGCUUCAAGAAGAAUGACUUUCUACUGGUGUUCAGGGAGUAUAGAUAUUUGAGUUGGAAACUGACUAUUCUGUUUCCUUUUAGUGUGAAAAGGAAGCUUAGUGAUCAUACCAUAACUCUGUUGUUUGCAGUGGUACUGACUGGGGAGCCAAGUGUGUCUCAUACUGAAAUGACCUUACUGUGUAAUCUGGCAUAGAAAAAAAAUUGACUAGAAAGGGAAUCUCAUCCAUUUAACAACUGGAAAAAAAUAUGCAGCUGUUUAUUUGAGAUCACAGGCAAGCAGUGGGAGAGAUGCUCCUUAGAUAGUGGGAAGGAGGUAAAAUAUAACAAGCAGGGAGACCUAGAAUCUGGAAUAGAUAUGUAGCUAUUGUAAGUAGUGUACUUACAUGAGGUACUGGCUAAAAUUAAUGUGGAAUGUGCUCACUAUCUGUUCUAUCCAUCAUCAUUGGUAUAUAGUGUCUGCCUGUACCUAAGAGAUCACUGACGAACCAGAAGAGCCUUUAAGAUUACAUAGCACAAGCUCCUUAGCACUCCUCUAGCACAGUCUGAGAAUGAAUACUUAUGCAUUUUAAAGUAGAAACUUCUUUUUUAGACCAAAAGUUAUUAAUUUACUGUGAUGCUAGUUGAUGAACAAUAAACAGGCAUUUAUUUUCUAUCUUUUGGUGUUCGUAUAGUUCAUGAUGUAUAGUGUUAAAAAUGUGCCUGAGAGCAAACUUUUACAGCCACGUUUUAUCCUUGUGGCCUUUAUGUGUACAUUUUAAGUUCCUAAAGCUAAGUAUUUACAGAAAGUACCUGCAAACCAAUAUUUGGUAUGCAGCAGUUCCAAGGGCAUGUUCCGUUUAAGAAUUAAUGAAAAUGAUUACGUUAUAGGCAGUCUCCAAAUUAUAAACACAAUGUAUAAAUGCCUCAACAGACAGAUAGCCAGCUAGGGAGCUAGAGGCUCAAAUUCUACUUCCUAACACUUAGUAAAGUGUGGUCUAUGCAGUAGGAGCAUCACCAUCACCCAGGAGCUUGUUAGAAAUGCAGAACCUCAGGCACCACUCCAGACCUCCUGAAUUGGCAUUUUAACAAGAUCUCCAGGUGAUCCUAUAUGCACAUUUAAAGCUUGAGAAGCCCUGCUCUGCUCUACCCCCAAUAAGAGGAAUUUAGAAUGCCAGGAUAGUGCCACCUCUUCACAGUGGAGAAGGGGCGGCAUUGCAGAGUAGUUAUGAGCAUAGGUUUUGGAGCCAGACUGCUUUGCUUUGAAUUCCAGCCCUGACACUUUAAUGGCUGUGCAGUCUCGGGUAAGUUACUUAACCUUUUCUCCCCCUCAUUGUAAAAUGAGAAUAGUACUAUUUUUGUGAGGGCUAAAUGAGUUUAAAAUAUGUCAAGUGUUUAGAACCAUGUCUGCCCAUAGUAAAAACUAGGUGAGUGUUCGCUGUUGUCGACACCGUCUUUGUCAUCAUCAUCACCAAAGUGCAGCUAUAGUGGGAAACCCUAUCCCCUUCACAUUUGGAGGAGCUAUGUCCAAAUAGUAAACUCAAAAUGCAUUUUCCCAUAGAAGUUAUAGUAUAAAUGGUGGUUGAGUGUCAUUUAACCAGUACUGUUAGUACUAUACUUCUGGUACAUCAUGUGUAUGUGAACCACAGAAAGUGGAGAAAUGUUUCAAAUUCUAGGCACUGGCAAACUACAUUGUAGAACAGAACCUAUUUGUAAGUUGCAAACUGCCUAUGUUAAGAUUUUCUGUUAAGUCAGAUAUUUGAUGGCCAAAUACAGUAGAAAUCAAUGAGAAAUCUUGGAAACAUACUUGUUCUUCUAUUUGGUAAGGCAAAGCAAUUUAAGAAAAUUUCCUAAAUUUCUUCCAUUGUUACCAUUGUCUCUUCCUCAUCUAAUAUCUUUUUUGUAUUAGCUCACAUGCUAGAGUGAACUCAAUUUGAAUUUGUUAAAAUGGAUUUUUUACAAAAGUUGCUUUUCUGUGAAGCAAGCACUAGGGAUUAAUGAUUUUUAAUAAUCCUCUCUGUACAUCAGAUUUAAGUAAAUGGAAGGGAAUGAACUAGAAUGGUUAGUGGUUUUAGUGCGCCUUCUCCUUUUGCAUGGUUUAAAGCUAUGUGGAAUAAGACUUCAUUUUCAGCAAGUUAGUACUUUUUUUUCCCUGAUUUUUCUCCUGGCUGAGAUGAAAACCUCGUCUGAUAGGAGACAUAGAGCAAUGAAAAAAAAUUGCAUAAAUCCCUGGAGAUGUGGAAUGUGCUGAUAUCAGAACUGAUAUUCUCCAAGGCUAGAAUUCCUGAAAAAGAAAGAAUUGCUUUUAAGUGGUAGGUCAUUUUCUCACCUGCUUUGAAGCCUGCUGGGUUAAAUAUGAGAGUUCAAAGUAAGGGUAGCCAGCAAACCAAAUGAACUGGAAUCUGAUUCUGCUUAUCUGAAAGGAGCUUCUUUAUUUAAAAGCAACACUGUCCUGUCCUUAGAGAACCAAUCUUCAUCUUCUCUGGCCCCUUUCAUUUCUCUCUUGCAAGAAAAGCUUUCUUCUUAGUAAGCCUGGGGAGGGCGUUAUCACAACAGUGAAAAGACUAAAGAUGGUCUUUAGAGAUUUCACUAACUUACAGAUGAAUUCAGGCUUGUGGCAUGUGACCUUAGUGCUCUGAAUUCAAAAGUGUGUUUGAAUAUAAAAAUCCGUAGUUGGGUUUUAACUAAAUAGGACAGCCUUUGCAAUGUUGGCAGAAAAAGGUGUUACUGGUAAAGACAGAAAUCAAAAAGAUUCCCAAAUAAAUUGUUUGUUUCACUAAGGCAAAACUUGGUUGAAAUUUGUUUCAGUGAACACAUAUUAUAGCUCUGCUGAGGUGGGAAUGGGCCCUGUUUCCACAUAUUUCUACUAAUCUUUAUGUGGGAAAAUGUGGUUGGACAUGCUAGUGAUGCAUUUCUGAGCAACUCAUAAUUGGCUCGCUUCACUGUAACUAGGGCCUAACAAUCUGCUUGAUUAAUUCUUUAAGAACUGCAUUAGCCAAGUUGUAUGAUUUCCAAAGAUAUAGAAGGUCAGAUGUUACACUAACAAAAGACCUCUCUACAGAAUGUCUGACGUGGAUUUCUUCAGCCCCUUCCCAAAAAUAAUUAACAUUUUUCUUUUCAGAUUACAUUUUUAAAAAUAAUAAGCAGAUAUAAAUGGCCAAGUGUCUUUUACUGAAUAGUGAUCAAAAACUUUUGAGGAGGUUUGUCCACUAUUCUCAUCAUUUUUUCCAGGGCAAAGAUCAUCUUCAUAACUAGGGGAGUUUAUAGGCAAUUAUAGCUAUAUAUUGAUAUAUAUGAGUAGAAAAAUGUUAUUAUUUUUAAAGGUUCCUAAUUUUCCAUUGUCAUAACCAGUGAAAUGAAAUAUGUUCGUAGGUGAAAGUUUUUUUUUUAUAUUCUCCAUCUGACUUCAUUAAUACUAAAAACCUAUGAUAGUUGUAUUCCUCUUUAUUAAAUACAUAGGGCCACAUUCAGAAAUUAAACUGACAAUUAAAAUAAAUUUCUUCAAAAUGGAUUAUUUUUCAAAGCUGUGAGACUUCUUUAGUUCGUAAGAACUGAUAGAGCUUUUAAAACAUUUUGCAUUGUAACUGAGCUUAUAUUCCUGUAAAAUAUUGUUCUGUAACCAUGCUAUUUACACAGUAAUAAAGCUGAGGUAUUUCCCAGAGACUAUCCUGAUAAUAAAAUGAGCCUAUUAGGUGACAGGUCAAAAUUUUUAAAUGUUUACAUUUUUGUUCCCUUGUUUGUGCCGCUGAAGUCUUUAUUUGGGCAGUCUAGCAUAUUCCAAUGUUGCUUUUCUUAAUUAACUGGGAUAUUUGUAGCAAGAGAAAAGAUAUUUUCUACUUCGUAUAAGGGUAUUUCUCAUGCUUCAUCCUCAUUGUUUUCCGUCAAAAAGAAUUAGACCGAGAAAUCUAUGAAAUUGCUAAUUUUCUUAUUUAUCCAAGUUUUCUAAGUACAGAAAUCUUCAAAGAAAAAAAAAAAGAAUAAAAGUUAGGACAAUGUACUUUUUAAUGCAUGUCUAUAUCCUUUCCUCAGGGUUUAAUUCAGUUUUGAAGUUUUUGGAAAGCACCCUCUUUGCCUAUUAACAUGUGCCUGUCAAUUAUGAAGUUCACAAAAGCUCUCCCUGAAUUUAUUUGGCACUAUAUUUAAUCAUCUUUUCCCGCCCAAAGUGAAAGUCUCAGUGCCAAAGUUUAGGACAUCUUGUCACUAACUGUUACUAAUAUGUUUAUUGCUUAAUCAUUAGCAUUUGGGGCAAAUGGACUACAUAGCAGUUUUUAGAAGCGCUGUGUUUAGAUAUUGAUGUAAAUCACUCAUUCCAAACCGAUUACACUAGUGAUAUUAGAAUUCACAUUAGGAAACCUACUAAUUUUUGUUUUAGAAAACAUCUUUGUUUUUUGAAGACCCAGCAUAGUCCUCUAAAUGCAGAGAAUAAUAGGAUACAGAAGAAAAUUAUAAUCUUGAGGAAUAGUUUUUAGCUUUUUCCUUGAGUGGAAUUUUGCUCCUUCCCCUACCAAUCAAAUUUCUAAUGCUCAAAAGAACUAAAUUAGUAUGCCUACUUAAUAUUAAAUUAUACUUAUUAUUAAAUUAGUAUGACUACUUAUUAACUUACAAUUCUAAACCAUGAGUAAUUUGGACUUCAUUUAGUUAUCUUUUUUUAAGAGUUUAUACUUAUACUCUCAUUUUCUUCUUACUAGAGCCAUUGUGAGACAGAUUGUGAUCUUCCAUUGUUAUAAUGGGGAAGUUUGAGUCAUUAAAGUUAAGUGAUUUGCUUGAAAUCACACAAUAGAUAGCUCUGUACUCAUGAUAUAUAUGCUUGGUUUCAAUAAUAUAUCACUUCACAACUUACACCAAAACAAGUACAAAAGAAUAAAUUUCAAACCAAAUAUAGUAAUGCUGAGCAGAUAUAGAAUGAUGGAGUGGUGACAGUAAAGUGGUUUUGCUAAAGUCUUCCUAUAGGAGAUGAAUUUGGAGAAGAGUUUUAAAUGAAGAGGCCAAUGUGGAUUGUCAGAAAAUAGAAAGGGCACUUAGGUUGCAGAACUACUUACUGUAAAGGCAGCCAUAAGUAGACAAGCUACCUGGAGAACUCUUCACAGUAUAAGCCUAUUUGAUGAACUCUGUACUUUAAAAUAAAGAAUGCACAUUUGCUUUUCUGCUUUCAGACUGAUUCACUCUAAUUUCAUUCCUGUUCUUGCUAGCAAGCCACUUAAGAAAGAAUGCUGUUUGCUCAUUUAUAUUAUAUACUCACAACUGUAUAAAGAAUUUCAGCCUUUCUAAUUGUCUGAAAUGUACAGUAAUACUAAAAAAACAGUAGGCACUGUUUGUAAUGAUUCAGAGGGAAUUUGAUUGACUCUCUGAAGUAAAAAAAAAAAAAGUCUUAAUAUAAUGUAUAAAUGUAUAUCUUAUGUUUCAACAUCACUCUUUCAGAAUCAAAGGGUAAAUGUGAAGGAUUAUGGGGGAAGUUUAACUGAACAGAAUAAACUUUCUGUCUAAAAUACCAUAACUCUUGGGUAUUUUUUGCUAAAGUGGGGAUCUUAGGUGUCAGGUGUAUUUAUAGUAGUUGUACCAAUAGGUAGGAAACCUACGUAUGUUCCUUAAUGCUGAUGAGGCCUCAAUGAAAGAUUGGGUGUUAAUGGUAUUCUAUCUGAAUUUAAGGAAAAAAUAAAAUUAUCUCUCUCAGUUCUAUAAUAACAUUAGAUUGCCUUAGGUCCAUCUUGACAGCCAGCUUCAAGAAAAGAAAUUAUUUGGGCUUCAGAUGAUGCUCAACAAAAUUAAGAGAACUGAUAUUUAGAGAAGUCAGACCACAUAAAUACCCUCUGACCUCAUCCUGUAAUUUCAAGCAUUCUGGAAAUGAAACGUGUACGUACUAUUCAAAGUGUAGAAAGGGGCUAUAUUCCCAUUGAGCACUCUUACGUAUUACCAAUAUGAUAUACAGAGAAAGAAGCAGUUUGGGGGAGAAUUUAAAAAGGGAGCAUAUUCUCACACUCUUGGUUAGAAACAUGCCAGCUCGUUUUCAUCUAUUCAGUAUGCUGGAGUCCCAAUUUCUUUCUGAGGCCAGAGUUCAAGCUUUUACUCUCAGGUAGCAGCAGCUUUACAAUUAAAUUUUAAUCCCUCAGUGUUGUUAGACUCCCAUCUAGAGUAUAGCCACAACUGUUUUUGGCAGGCAGAUACAUUGCUGUUUUUCCUUCCGUCACAGUAAGAUAGAAGAAUGUUCUCUGGCUGGGGUGUGGAUGAAGGCACUUUACUAAUCUUAUAAAUAAUUCAUCUUUGGUUGCUGGGGUACUCAGAGUUGAAACUUUGCCCUCUGAUAAAAUUCAGCUGGACUUUUUAUUUACUUCACUCUGAUCCCUUUGGGAUUUAGCCCUUGUUGGGAGCCCAGGGAUUCUAAUUCAACUAAGCCCUAGCCGUGUAGAUUUUUCUUAUUAAUUUUCUCUUGGUGUAUUUUAGCUAUUGGAAUACUACCUUAAAAAAAUGCA
This is a messenger RNA of Diceros bicornis minor, 8953 nucleotides long. RefSeq names its product suppression of tumorigenicity 7 like (gene ST7L). The record is from RefSeq and is a predicted model, not a curated record. NCBI's taxonomy places the organism in Eukaryota, Metazoa, Chordata, Mammalia, Perissodactyla, Rhinocerotidae. The transcript has 15 exons. The coding region runs from base 127 to 1761 and encodes 544 amino acids.